AUAUAAGAAAGCUAUAUAUUUCAUAUAUUUUCAAUAAAAAUAAAAUAUUUCCAACUGGGUCGGAUAUAGCGAACAUGCAUUUUGUAUAUAAAAUAGUGGCUCCAAAACGUCAAAUUACAGACAAAACAAAAAAGGAAAGCAGUGCAGUGCUGACUGCUUUUUUUUUUUAAUUUUGUAAUCUUAGUUUUACAAGUGAUUGAAUACAUUAUGAGUGGUAGACUAUUACCAGCAGGUAUUGAGUUUGACGAGGAUGAGGACAUAUUUUUCUCUAAAACUGCCUGUACUGAUCUAUCAGUAAAUGUGAUACCUGACAUUACUUGUGGGGCAACAUUAAGUGGAAAUGACUUUGACUGCAGUCUGGAACCUAAGAUGAUAACGUGUAUAAACAAUCUUCAGAAAAUUUACAAUACCUAUAAACGUGCGCCAGCUUUACGAGAUACCAUACAUAAAGCACUAGAGAAUGAUCCGGAACCGUUGGUAUUAGCACUUAAACUUUUUGCAAAUGUUCCUGGUUGUAAUAAUUUAAAGAAUAAAAGUCUGGCUUCACUUUUGCUUUUUAUAACUGCGGACUUUGUUAAAUCGAACCCUGGCAAAUAUGACUGUGAUGACGAAGUUCGUAUGGUGGCAUUUAACUUUAUUAAAAUGUGUGGUGACUUGCAUUUAUGCAAACAAAUAACAGAAGUUUACGAUUUGCAUAAAAUAUCAGAAACGAUCUCAUCUGUACUCAGAGACAUGGCCUCGAAGGAUAUGUACAAAGAAGCUUUAUACUGGGCAUCAAGUUUAGAUAUAAUGGAUAAAUUUGAAACGGAGGAACUCCUUUUUCCCCUUAUUUUACAAGAGAAGACUACCGUUGUGGAGACUUGCAUUGCUGACAAAGAAGCUGAACAAGUUAGGCUUGUUAAGUUCUUAGAUACAUUAAUUGAUAAGAAAAAAAGUGUUGUAGAAUACUGCGAACCUAUAUUUUGCAAAUAUAACAUAACAGUGAUUCGAAGUGCUUAUAUGAACAUACGUACAAUGUCAAAAUUGGUAUCCAGAUUAUCGAAGAAGUACAACAUAAGUAGCGAGCAUAUACCUAAUUUUAUUUUUGGACACGAAUGUAGUAGCUUACGCUAUUACUAUCAUGAGUUUAAAGACGGUAAAAUAAGUGUAGAAGCAUUUCGUGAACAACUCAUGAUCACUUCAAAUGUCGAAGUACAUAAAAAUUUAUUAUACCAUAUCUGUGAUUACGAUGUAGAGGAGGCAGUUCAUUGGGCACGUGUUAUCAAUUUACCACCUGAUGAUUGUCCCGAAUUAGUACAACAAACAUUAUUAAAUCACCAAACCACAGAAAGUACAAAUAGUCAAUAUGUCUAUAAUUCGAAUUUAAAUGAUAAAAUACCUAAAGAGGGUUAUAUGACUCUCGAUACGAAUGCCGUUAAAAUAUUACACGUUGAAUGUAAUCAAGAAAUGUUGGACAUGAUAAAUCAUCUAGAAACUCAACAAAUAAUAAGUUUCGAUUCCGAGUGGAGAUCAACUGUUUGUGUUGACGCAAGUGUUUCUCUAUUGCAAGUGGCCACGUACGACAAUGUAUACAUUAUAGAUUGUGAUUCAAAUAAUAUAGCCGCUGAUUUAUGGACAGCUUUCUGGCAGAAAAUUUUUAACAAUACUGAAAUUCUUAAAUUAGGAUUUUCUAUUGCUCAUGAUCUGCAUAUGCUCACAAAAUCGCUUAAAUUAAAAACUCUUAUGCAAUACAAUUCAUCUUAUUUGGACAUACAGACUUAUUAUUCAAAGUUGAAAUGGAGAUCUAUAAAAUUUCCGUACGACUACAGCGAUGUUAGUGGCGAAAGCUUGAGCUCAAUAGUACAACUUUGUUUUGGCAAACAUUUAAAUAAAAGUGAACAGCGUUCAAACUGGGCUAUUCGGCCUCUGCGACCUGAGCAAGUUAUGUAUGCAGCAUUGGAUGCCUACUGUUUACUUCAAAUCUACAAUGUUUUCAAUGAACUCUUGACGAAGGUUGGCAUUAAUUCGGAAGACGUUGUCAAUAACAUUUUGAUGAAUCAUGAGCAUUCCAAGAAAAAACGUCGCAAUAAAACUCCAAAAAAACAGAAAAAAGAAGAACACGAGACGGUUAGGUAGGAUCAGGAUCGUAUACUAUUGCUGAAUUUGAAUAGAUUGUGUUUGCAGAAGUAUAUCCUAGUAUAUUGUUUUUGAUAAAAUUUUUGUAUACAAUUAUUAGAAAUAAAUGACUUGUUGGUCAUUAACAAUG
This is a messenger RNA of Teleopsis dalmanni, 2245 nucleotides long. RefSeq names its product exonuclease mut-7 homolog. NCBI's taxonomy places the organism in Eukaryota, Metazoa, Arthropoda, Insecta, Diptera, Diopsidae. Gene Ontology annotation, biological process: nucleobase-containing compound metabolic process. The transcript has 7 exons. The record is from RefSeq and is a predicted model, not a curated record. Gene Ontology annotation, molecular function: 3'-5' exonuclease activity; nucleic acid binding. Bases 208 to 2115 code for a protein of 635 amino acids.